GGGGCCGCUGCCCCGGCUGCGUCCUCCCCAGCGCCGGGCUCUGGAAGGACCCGGCAGCGGCGGCCGCGUCAGCCCAUGGCCCGGAGGUACGAUGAGCUGCCCCACUACCCACGCCUCCCGGACGGCUUCUCUGAGGCAGCGCCCUCGGCACCCAGAGCCCCCGGGCCCUACGGCCCGCCCCGGCCCCCCCAGCCCCCUGCCCCAGGCCUGGACAGCGACGGCCUGAAGAGGGACAAGGACGAGAUCUACGGACACCCGCUCUUCCCGCUGCUGGCCCUGGUCUUUGAGAAAUGUGAGCUGGCCACGUGCUCACCUCGUGAUGGGGCCAGCCCGGGGCUGGGCAGUCCCCCGGGCGGCGACGUCUGCUCCUCCGAUUCCUUCAAUGAGGACAUCGCGGCCUUUGCCAAGCAGGUCCGCUCCGAGAGGCCCCUCUUCUCCUCCAACCCAGAGCUGGACAACCUGAUGGUCCAGGCCAUCCAGGUGCUGCGGUUCCACCUGCUGGAGCUGGAGAAGGUCCACGACCUGUGCGACAACUUCUGUCACCGCUACAUCACCUGCCUCAAGGGGAAGAUGCCCAUCGACCUGGUCAUUGAGGAGCGCGACAGCGGCUGCAAGGACGACCUCGAGGACUACCCGGCCCCCUGCCCCAGCCUCCCAGACCAGUCUACCACGUGGAUUAGAGACCAGGAGGACAGUGGGUCUGUGCAGCUGGGGACCCCAGGUCCCUCCAGCGGAGGCCUGGCCUCUCACAGUGGGGACAACUCCAGUGACCAAGCUUGCCUGUCACCUCCAGGGGAUGGACUGGACACCAGCGUGGCCUCUCCCAGUUCCGGGGGUGAGGAGGAGGAGCUGGACCAGGAGCGGCGGCGCAACAAGAAGCGGGGGAUCUUCCCCAAGGUGGCCACCAACAUCAUGAGGGCCUGGCUGUUCCAGCACCUCUCGCACCCGUACCCCUCUGAGGAGCAGAAGAAGCAGCUGGCGCAGGACACGGGGCUCACCAUCCUGCAGGUCAACAACUGGUUCAUUAACGCCCGCAGGCGCAUCGUGCAGCCCAUGAUUGACCAAUCCAACCGCACAGGGCAGGGCGCGGCCUUCAGCCCUGAGGGCCAGCCUCUGGCAGGCUACCCAGAGACUCAGCAGCAAGUGACUGUCCGGCCUGGGUCCGUGGGCAUGAGUCUGAACGUGGAAGGAGAGUGGCGCUACCUCUAGGGCCAGACUCAGGACAAGGGCCCAGCCCUGGGCGGAGAUCAUGGCUUCACACCUGGUUGGUCCCUGCCAGGCCCUCCAGCUUCAGGAUCCCCACCUUAAGGCCCCUCUACUCAUCGCCUACCUCCCUGGGGCCCCGCCAGGACAUGGGGACCUGCAUGCCCACCCAAGGAUCUCUCAAGGACCAAGCAAGACCUCCAGGCCCUAGGCCCUGGGCCCUGAGCUGAGCACCUGGGCCUGGGUCUACAGAGGACAGUGGCUGGGGCCCCGCCUCUGGGGCAGAGAAGGGAGGGGGAAAGCUGGGGCCGAGGAGGAGGGAUGGCCUCCCAUCCUCAUCUUGGGGAGACCCCUGCCUGCUCCUGCCCUGCACCCUGCUGCCUCCCCCACCGUCCUUCUCUGGUGUCUUCUACUUUUUUUAAAAU
Molecule: messenger RNA, 1628 nt
Organism: Lepus europaeus (European hare)
Lineage: Eukaryota; Metazoa; Chordata; Mammalia; Lagomorpha; Leporidae
Gene: MEIS3
Product: Meis homeobox 3
Exons: 13
Coding region: 76-1209 (377 amino acids)
Biological process (GO): animal organ morphogenesis; positive regulation of cell population proliferation; positive regulation of transcription by RNA polymerase II
Molecular function (GO): RNA polymerase II cis-regulatory region sequence-specific DNA binding; DNA-binding transcription activator activity, RNA polymerase II-specific
Source: RefSeq, a predicted model, not a curated record